Molecule: messenger RNA, 2973 nt
Organism: Truncatella angustata
Lineage: Eukaryota; Fungi; Ascomycota; Sordariomycetes; Amphisphaeriales; Sporocadaceae
Product: fungal-specific transcription factor domain-containing protein
Exons: 6
Coding region: 156-2561 (801 amino acids)
Biological process (GO): DNA-templated transcription
Molecular function (GO): DNA binding; zinc ion binding
Source: RefSeq, a predicted model, not a curated record
CGCACUGGAGAAUCCGCUUUCAGUUUCAUAUUCACUCACGACUGUAUCUGACUGUCCAACCUAUCGUCUUCAAAUGCCAGCGUGGAGGGAUACGCAAUGGCCGACGGCUGGGUCGGGCCUGGAUCCACUUCGUCGAAUGCCGACCAGGGUAAACAAUGCGUGCCGCCGGUGCCGGCGAAACAAGAGCCUGUGACCGCUUCCGACCGUGCUCUCUUUGCUUACGUGCCAAUGCUGAAUGUGAGCCAGCAGAGGUGUCGCAAUCUGCGACGGGCAGGCCUCGGCGUGCUCAGCCGCGUCCUGCAGCAUACACACCCACAAGGGGACGCCUACCCACCGAUAGUCCCGUUGAUGGGUUUAUGUUACGGAUCCCAGUAGACAGGGCUUCAUCCUCCGACAAUCGCGAGGCGAGCAGUGAUGCCGACAAGCAAUCACCCCAGGUGAUUAUUCCAGAAUCGUCUAGGCAUGAUGUCUCAUCCACCCCUACCGCCCCAGUAUACGGGGAGUCGGAAUCAGCGAUGGGUAUCGUUCGGAGGAUUUGUAGACUUGGGAGUCAAAGUAUUGACGGCCAGCCAACCUCAGCCAUUCCUGAUGGGGAGCUGGAGACUCACACGCCACAAAUUUCCAAUGACAAUCAACGGUUGCCUAUUUCGUCCAUCUUGAAUUGCCAGUUUCCUGGGGAAGAAACCAUUCGGGCGUUGGUCGAGGAUUAUUUCGACACAGUCCAUUGGUUCUCAUUAAUCAUCUAUGAGCCGCACUUCCGCAAGCGACUCGCAACAGUUCAAUGUGGCUACGCCUACUCUUCAGACACCCCAUUCAUUCUCUUGCUGUGCGUUAUGCUCUCCAUGGGAGCCUGGUAUCGCUCCGCCCGUACCUCCGGGCAUGAUGCUACAGCAUGGCGCCUCUUGAGCAACGAACUUUUACAGGUUGUCGAAUCGAGGCUUAUACACAUUAUGGAUCACCAUUCAUUGACAGCCAUACAGACCUGCAUAUUACUAGGUUCCCAUCAUGUGUACCAUGGCCGACCAAAUCUAUCCUUUUCGCUUCUGGGUGCGACAAUUAAAAUAGCGCAUGCCCUGAGUCUCCACAAAGAUGUGGAUCACGGGGAUCUGGGUGAUAUAGAGGAACGAAAGAGAGUUUGGUGGACGAUUUAUACUUGGGAUAGAUUCGCCUCUAUUUCUUACGGAAGGCCCUUAAGCAUCGAUGACCAAGAUUGCGACGUUUCUAUGCCUGGCUCAUUUGCUGAGUCGCCGUAUUUUAAACAAAGCUCUCUUGGGACUCAACCCACAAGUAUACUAUACUCGCCAUAUCAAAUCGAACUGAGUAAACUCUACGUACUCACAUCACCAGUUCUGAAGAUGAUCUUUGGGACUUGCAGCACACGACCAUCCAAAGACGAUUUUGAGCUUAGAUAUACCCUCCUCAUCAAUGACGUGGUCCAGAAGCUUGUGAUUUGGCACAGUCAGUUGCCAUCUUACUUAAGCUUAGAUCUUGAUCAAGAUUAUCAGCCUGGGCAAACUACAUGGGAAUCUCGAGCGCACGUUUUGCAGUCUUUGGCCCUACAACUGACCUUCGACAAUUUGCUUAUAGUAAUAUAUCGACCAUUUCUAUCACGGCAGGUUGAGCGUCUAUCAAAACCAGCCCUCAAUGCCCAUCUAGACGCACAUUCCACCAGUCCCCAUGACCUACACAGACAGUCAGUAUCACAACGCCCUUGCGAUAAUGGUUUGACUGCCGACAUACUGAACUUGUCCGACAACGUACCUAAAGGCGUAUCGGAGCAUUGGUGGAACGCAGCGGUUCGAACCGCGCAAGUAACCCAUUUGCCACAACUCACCCAACUCGCGACUGACAGUCAUCUGGUGGCAUUUAUGGCCAUGAAUCUAUUUCAUUCGGCAAUAGUCCUUGUUUUGAAUGCCCUCUCCGAUCCUCUGUCAGACGGUGUGCAGGGUAUCAAGCGAACAGUUACAAGAAUCCUUCGCCUGCAAGAAUUAGUAGGCCGACAAUCGACUCUCUCUAGCCAAAGCAGUGCCGUUUUGAAGAAUCUCAUUCGUCUACUGCUGAAGAGGGAAGGAGAAGCAAUGCUUGAUUUCUCACCAUCGAUUUCUCUGUCGAGUGACGCCCAUGUUUUGCAACCGACUUGUGUCUCCGAGGGCAACAUCAUUUCCACCGUUGAGGAUGCCUUGCGUCUUUCCUCAAGGGAAAUCCAGACCAUCGGUCAUCAAACUUGGAAUGGGACGGAGCCUGCCACAUCAGAUGCCCAACAUCUGAGUGAAAACCUAGCAUCUUUACAACAAGUAUUUCAAACUCCUAAUGGAUCUGGGAAUCAACAUGAAACCUUCAGAAGAGUACCAGAGACUGAUUCAUCUGCCCUGGAUAGCGCAGCACACUAUCCACAAGCCCAGGGACAGCCAUGGACGUCUUUUGGAGAACAAGGCGGACCAAGUUUUGCUAAUGACUUGCAUCAAUCCAGCAACUCCACCGAAAUCGGAGGCAAUAACAUGUUUUGGCUGUGGGAUUAUAACUGGGACGGACUUUUUGAUGGAGGAGGCAGUCUAUCGUGAUAACCACUGCUCUCUCAAAAUGGUUUGACGUAGCCCGCUUUGUAGUCCUGUGUUAUGCGAGACAAGAGAUAACCCGGCUAUCAUGACUCUGACGUCUUGGCGCUAAGUCCAGGGAAACCAAGACCGACGAAGUAUCCAGAUCAGCAGUCGCAGAUGCCUUACGUGAUUUUGGAAAUAUCUGGAGGGAAGCGUUUGGUAUCCAACACAAAAGGGGGCGAAUCGUAUUGACUGAGUGGAGUCAUGAGAACAUAACAUACUCGUCAAUACCCAAAAGGAUGACGGACCUUUUUAACGAGAAGCACGGUGGAAUUGAGCGAGGAUUGCAGUUAAUUGAACCAAAAGUGAAAUGCAAGCCUAUUUUAGCACAAGAGCACCGAAUCAUAUCUAGCUCAGCGAAACGUUCUUAAUAUUA